AUGCUGUGCGGUGGAGACCGUGAGAAGGGGGAUGUAGCGAUGGAGGAGAAAUGGGACUACGUGAACUUGGACGACUUUAAAUCCGAGUCUUGCUGGACACCCUUCUCAUAUUUCUUCUUAUGGGUAUUCUUAUUUAUCUCGCUUGCAGUCUACGGUGUCGAUACAUUCACUGCAAUCAAUUUGCUGGCUUUCUCUCGCUGGUCCGGCCAAGUUCAACCCGCAAUUCCCUUCAAUAUCUCCCGCUGGAUCUUCGCCGCCUGUAUCAUUGCUUCGUUCAUUCUUUUGGCCUACCGAUGGGUACAUGCCAUCCGCGCCAUCCGCUCGGGUAGUAUUACUCGCAGCUUUCUGGAUCCGCUGGCCGUGCGUAUCCAGAGUAUUCGCUUCGGCAAGCGGGGUCGUGGAUACAGGAGAUUCCUUGUGUUUGCGGAAUUAACGAAAGACAGGAAAGCAGCAGAAUAUGUUGCUCUUUAUGCAUACUUCUCUUUCCAGUUCUGGAUGAACACGAUCUUCGCAGACGGACCACGUCAAGUCCUCAAUGCCAUCACUCUCUAUUCGGUCAUGCAGAUGGACCUCAUUCCCGGGGGAAAGAAUGCGGCCGACGACGAUGGCAGUUCCUCGGUUGCUCAAUUCUUCAACAACGUUAAGAUCAUGGCUGAAGACAACAACCUUCAAGCUGUGGUCUUGUUUGGUAUGCUGUUCACCCUGGUCAUUUGGGUCCUAUCAGUUCUCAAAUUGAUCUCGGCGAUCGUACUCUAUUUGAUCUUCCUGUUCCACCAUAUCCCAGCGGAAGACGGCACUCUUUCGAGGUACUGCCGUCGGAAGGUCGGUCAACGUCUGAAGCGUAUCGUGCACCGAAAGAACACCAAGGCCUUGGCAAAGGGACUCAAAUUACAGAAUCGAGCACCCACUCACCCAAUGCUGGCCACAGAUUCGAACCCGACUCUGCCAUCUUUCGCCGGGGAUAAAGUUUCCACAGUGGCUUCGCUGUCGCGAAGUACUACUCAGACUACUUUGCCGCCUUACUCGCGAUCGGCCUCGUCGACAACGCCGGCGCCCAACCCGACUCUGCCGAAUCUGGAUCUCGAUGCCAAACCAACACUGACUCGAACUGGGACUUCAUCUUCAGCAAUGUCCGAGUCCGCUUCACUGACAGGUCAUGCGGCCGGAAUGGGAUACACUCCUCUUGAUCGCCAGAACCCGACACUUCCCCCUGUUCCUCCCUUGCCGGCAAACGUUCCAUCAAGGAUGGCCACUCCUCACUCCCGAGCGACGCCUGCGCCAUAUGGCAGCGAUGAUCGUAAUACUCCCGGUCAUGGAUAUCGCAACCUGACCGAUAGCUCUGAUUCUCGGCCAUACCAGGGCCACGCCCCAGCUCCUGGUUAUGGUUCGGCUGGCGUGGACGCUCCUGAUGAUCACGAUUAUUUCAACCGUGGCAAUGCGCUUGCUCACUACGACCCCUACGGUCCUGCGAGGGAUACGUACGGCGGAGAGGACGGAUACGGAGUAAGAUACGGGACUCCCGGUGGACAGAGAGGCGCGCCUCGUGUACAGCACGAUUACUGCCCACCGGAUCCAUAUUCAACAAGAUCAUACACGCCGGCUAGCAUCGGUGCGAUGCCUGCGCCCUCUCUGUCCAACACCCCGGCAAGCUACCAACCCACACCUCCCCCACAAGCACCCGCAUUGCAACAGCCUCCAAGGACGUUCACUCCAAUGAGUUCUGCGACUCCCGCUCCUCAAAAUGGCCGCUACGCAGCUUUCAACCCGUCAAUGGCUCAUAACACACCCCAGCCUCGCUCCCAGAGGCCUCCUGGUCCGUCUAGCUUUAUUCGAGCAAACACCACUUCGCCGUCGGCCAUGCAUCGCGCUCCACCAGGGCACACAUUCAAUCGCUCAAAUACCCACCAAUAUUGA
Penicillium egyptiacum is the source of this 1914-nucleotide messenger RNA. The record is from the annotation of a GenBank genome assembly. Lineage: Eukaryota; Fungi; Ascomycota; Eurotiomycetes; Eurotiales; Aspergillaceae.